Messenger RNA from Solenopsis invicta (red fire ant), 1456 nucleotides. RefSeq names its product LDLR chaperone boca (gene boca). Lineage: Eukaryota; Metazoa; Arthropoda; Insecta; Hymenoptera; Formicidae. The transcript has 6 exons. Bases 185 to 793 code for a protein of 202 amino acids. The record is from RefSeq and is a predicted model, not a curated record. Gene Ontology annotation, biological process: protein folding.
GACUAUAUAAAUGGACUAUGAUGUUCGAUUCAUAUACACGGAUGAUGCAUUUGAUGCAGUCCACGCGGUCCACGCUCUUGUUACUGUUUCUGGCAAUAUGGUGAAUUGUAAGAGAUCCGAUCGUAGACAUACGCCUAUAACGGUUGUGUAAGACGUCACGAUAAAUCGUUCCCAGUAGAGAGAGAUGAUUUUCUCUUGGAGUCGCAAAAUGGAAUCGAGGAUCAUUGUUCUGGGCUUAUUUGUAUUUCUCAUCGCGAUGGCGAUAACGGUCGCUAAAGAACAGAAAAAGAAAUCUUGGCGCGAUAAGGACAUACGAGAUAUGACGGACGCUGACCUGGAACAUUUGCUGGAACAGUGGGAAGAAAACGAGGAACCCCUGGAGCCAGAUGAGUUGCCAGAACACUUGCGACCUGCUCCAAAGAUAGAUGUAUCCAAGCUAGAUCUAAAAAAUCCAGAAAAUGUGUUGAAAAUAACAAAGAAGGGAAAAAGUGUUAUGAUGUUUGUAAAUAUUCAGUCAAAAGUCUCAGAGGAUCAAGCUGAUCUCGCGUCACGUAUCUGGCAAACUGGCCUACAAAACAAUCAUAUCACUGUAGAAAGAUAUCCAAUCGAAAACAAGCGUUACAUAUUCAUGUUUCACGACGGAGCUCAGGCUGUUGAAGGUAAAAACUUUUUGCUGCAGCAAUCUGAAAUAGAAUCCAUCACCAUUGAUGGACAGACGUAUCACCCAAAGGGACAGAACUUUGUAGUCGACGAGUCGUUGAAAAAACCAAGUGCCAAGAAAAACGAGUUGUGAAUCUUGACGUGUUAUUGCAUUUCCAAAAUACUUUCCAUUUAUCUGCCUACUUUGGUACAAAAAGUAGUUUUUUGAGAAAUAUUUUUUUGAGUUAUUUUUUCAGCACAUAAAGUUAUUUCUAACAAGUGUUAAAUUUAUACAGUGCGUUUAUUAGUAUAAUAAAUAUAAAUCGUAUAAUAAAUAAUCUUAUAUACGCUAGCUACAUUCGAGAGCAUUUAUUGAACAACGCAAGAUGGAAAUUCUGUGGAGAGUGCGGAAUGGGCAGCAGAGAGCAGUGUCAUAUUUAUUUCGCGUUUACUUGGUCGCACUAGUCUUGGCAGAUGGUUCCAACUGCGCAUCGUUCAUCGCCCUGACCUCUCGCUGGAGUUCCUUUACCACGGUUGCGAGGGCGUGCGGAUUCACCCCGUUCUCGCAUAGCCUGAUGCAGAUGCUCAGGGUGGUUGGGUCGAGAUUCGUGUUCAGCAGCUUGGAGAUCUGAUAGAGAGUCUGGAACGUCUUACGAGCGGCGUUCACCUGGUGAUUCACAGGCUCCGGCAUGCUGGCUCGCUUCCGGUCCUUUCUAGAAACGAACAAAGCAUAUACUCGCGUCGUAAUAAAUAUCCAACUUGUCAUUUCAGAAAUAAGUUUUGUAAAUAAUGAAAUUAAUAAAUUUAUAAAAAGUAA